CGCUGCCUGGCUAGCUACUCCGGGGUUGGUCCAUAUGGAGGUGGAACGCGUGAAGAAGCUGGCGAGGGAAGAAGAAAAGGCCCAAAGCAGAAUAAUCCAGGGAAUCCCGGAGGAAUGUCUGGCGAAGGCCAUCGGUCUGACCUCGCCAGCCGACGCCUGCCGCGCGGCCGCAGUGUCCACCGCGUUCCGGUCGGCGGCGGACUUGGACGCGGUGUGGACACGGUUCCUGCCGCCGGACUGCGACGCCGUCCUGGAGCGGGCCGUCCACCUCGUGGAUGCUCCCUCCAAGAAGGAGCUCUUCAUAGACCUCAGCAACGAACACGUCGUCCUCGACGAUGGCAAAAUGAGUUUUGGGCUGGAGAGAUCGAACGGCGCCAAAUGCUACAUGUUGUCAGCAAGCGAGCUGGUAAUCGAAUGGAUGCAUGAAAAUCUUUACUGGACAAGGAGGACCGACCCUGAUUCAAGGUUCUCCAAGGUGGCAGAGCUUCUCUCAGUCUGCUGGCUCCACAUCUACGGCACGAUCAACAGCAGGGAGCUCACUCCAGCCACCCACUACGCGGCCUACCUCGUCUUCAAGCUCACCCAUGAUGCCUCAGGCCUCAGCUCCCCGCGGCAGACAUCGUUCGUCAAGGUAGGUGGCGGGCCGUGUCUCCAGUCCUGCCGGCCUUCCAGCACCAGCGGCGGUGCUUCUUCAUCCCUGCUGGUGGGGAGCACCCACACAGUGUCUCUCCAUCCCUGCAACCGUGCUUCAUGCACCCGUAACGGCGCUGCGGCUGCGGAGCCGCACGAGCACGAGCAAGGAGGAGGAGUCGGCGGUGUCGUGAGGUACCCGCGGCAUCGGGUCGACGGGUGGUUGGAACUGGAGAUGGGCGACUUCCACACGGACACGGACAUAUGCGGUGGGGAUGAUGUUAUGAUGGAAGUGCAUGAGUGGGAGGAGCUCAAGUGGAAGAAGGGACUCAUCAUCGAAGGAAUCGAGAUCAGGCCUAGAAAUUAAUAAUGGUGAACAAAUUAAUCUCCUCGUACCAUAUUGUAAGUCGUGACUAAAUAAUUUGUCUCGGUUUGUACUCUUUGAUCGACUGUUUGAAUAAGAAUAUGUUUUAACACGGUACAGCACGCGCAACACUGUUG
Molecule: messenger RNA, 1131 nt
Organism: Triticum urartu
Lineage: Eukaryota; Viridiplantae; Streptophyta; Magnoliopsida; Poales; Poaceae
Product: putative F-box protein PP2-B12
Molecular function (GO): protein binding
Source: RefSeq, a predicted model, not a curated record